This is a messenger RNA of Colletotrichum phormii, 445 nucleotides long. RefSeq lists its product as uncharacterized. NCBI's taxonomy places the organism in Eukaryota, Fungi, Ascomycota, Sordariomycetes, Glomerellales, Glomerellaceae. The coding region runs from base 228 to 410 and encodes 60 amino acids. The record is from RefSeq and is a predicted model, not a curated record. The transcript has a single exon.
AUCCCCUAGAGCUCACUGACAUUUUACACUAAACCUGGCUGUCUGUCUAAAGUAGCCCCUUAUGCUUUUUCAAGAGCUGUCGGGUGACGAUCAAUACGACGAGGAUGGAGUACCUAUCUUGACAGGUGUUGACAAUGACUUGAAUAACAGACACGUAUGCAGACUGAGCAAAAGAAACCACAACGCAAUAAGCGAGGGAGAAUAACGGUAACAUACCAAAAGAAGGAAUGUCACUUAAUAGAAUCCAGCCCUUCCGGGUAUCCGCAUCUCAUCCAACAACCUCUCACCCGUUCCCUCAUGCUCAUGUACUCACUCAGUCUCCACGCCGCCCGCCUCCUCAUCUCAUCUCAUGUCUCGCGCCCAGCCAGUCUCACCUCACCACGACUCGCAUUCCUAACCCCCUCCAUUAGCCUCAUUGGACAAGACUAUUCGAACAAGAUCAAGG